UUCACCGCCUUCUUCCGGGAUCGAAUGACUCCAGACCAUCAGCAACACGAGCCCACCCCUGGUGUGAAUGUGGGAACAACCAACAUUCCCAGUGUGGGGGAGGUCAGUGUGUGGGACUUCGCUGGACAGUCGGAGUACGCAGUAACCCACAGCAUGUUCAUGGAUGCAGAGAACACAAUCUUUGUUGUACUGUACAGCAUCAUGGAUGAUAUUCGUACACAAGAGAAAAAGGUCCACUGGUGGCUGUGUUUCAUCAAGUCCUGCAACACAAAGAGUAAACCUAACGUCAUCCUCGUGGCCAGUCAUGCGGACCUGGCUGUUGCAGGAGGACAUCAAAGGGCAACUUCCCUCCUUGAGCUGAUGACAUCAGAGUUCAAGGAUCAUCUGGACAUCUCAGACGAAGUGUUCCUACUCGACUGCAGAAAGACUCGUCAAACUGACAUGUGGCGUCUUAAACACCUUUUGAUAAGACUGAAGGCCCAGCUUCUAACACACCAGCGAGCCAUACCCAAACUGUGUGCCGAAAUCAUCAAGUGCCUACCCAAAUGGACCAAGGAGAAGUGCAGCCCAAAGUGUCCCGUGUUCAGAUGGACAGAGUACAAAGAGGCUGUGAAGGAGAUCGACCGCUUGGCUGAAGAAGAUUUUCUAAUGGCAUCUUCGCAGUAUCUGAAUCAGCUUGGGGAGAUCUUGCUUGUCUCCUCAACUACUGAGCCCAUUGUUGUCCUGGAACCCAACUGGCUCUGCACGGAUGUCUUCGGCAAAGUCAUGGCACCAGAAAACUUCCCCAUCCAUCUGAGAAGACGUGAGGGUAUUGGUAUUGUCACAAAAGAUGAGAUCCAAAAAGUGUUCAAAGACGUCACCACCGAUGUCGAUCUCCUGAUCACCCUGCUGCAAGAGUUCCAGCUCUGCCACACCUUUGAUGGACAAGAGUUCAUCAUCCCCGGGCUGCUGACACAGAUCAUGCCUCCAGAGAAGUGGCAGCCAACCGCAGACCCUGCCAAGACCGUGUACUUCGGCAAGCAAGUCCAGUGCGCCGACACCACCGACAUGUUCUCCUUCGGGUUCUUUCCCCGUGUGCAGACCCGCCUGAUGAGGCAGCUGAAGAAUCGCCCGCUGCUGUGGAGAGACGGAGCCAAGUGUUUCGACUGGAACGUGGAAAGCCUCAUCAAGCUCUCUGCAGACGGUCGUGCGGUCAACAUCUGUGUGCGGAGCGAGCAGGCCGACAAGCCGAGCUGCCGACAGAUGCUCGCGCUGAUAGAGAACAUCCUGACCAACGAGCUCGACGAGUGCAGCCCAGGCACCACUACAGAGGAGAGGGUGCUCAGCGCUCGUGCACUGAGGGAACACAGAGAAGAAGUCUACUCCUACAGCAUGGAUAAGAUCGACAAGGCUAAAGAAGAGGACGGCAUCGUCCAUCACGACAUCCUUGGCUUCUCUGAAGACGUCGAUGACCUCCUGUAUGGCGAAAGAGACGACGAGGAAGAGGAGCAAGGAGCUGUUGGAAACAGGGUCCAGCAAAAGAUCGUGGGCGGGUAUGGCAACACUAUCAUCAACCCAGGUGAAGGUUCGGUCGUCAACGUGUAUCACGGUGCCGUUGGUGCCAUUGGUGCCAUUGGACGACUGCAGCUAGAGGAUAAUGUGUCUGAGACUAGCUCAGAUAGGCUGGCCCUUGAAUGA
Branchiostoma floridae (Florida lancelet) is the source of this 1677-nucleotide messenger RNA. Its product is annotated as death-associated protein kinase 1-like. The coding region runs from base 25 to 1677 and encodes 550 amino acids. Lineage: Eukaryota; Metazoa; Chordata; Leptocardii; Amphioxiformes; Branchiostomatidae. The record is from RefSeq and is a predicted model, not a curated record. The transcript is spliced from 5 exons.